AUGGCGCCCUUGGGAGAUAAUACUAUAGAUCGAUCACAGGUUGACGACCUCAACGACCAAGCAAUCCUAAUCUGGACCGAGUUUCAAGUUUUCAAGGGACUGGAGCUGGAUACCGAAUGGGCUGGACAUUUCCAGCCACUGCUUCGGGCUCCAGGGCACGAGGGUUCCGGCUGGUUUGAUGCGUUAACGUGCUCUUACGUGGAAUUGUUCUGGAUAUACUUUUUGACACCGGUGACCGAUGCCCAGAAAACUCAGAUUUCGGAUUUGAUUGGUAUUCGUGAACCGGCUGUAGGGAUUGGCGGUGUGCGGCAUGGUGUGAAGCGUCUUAAAACUGACCUUCCAUUAAAGAUAUGGGCCAUUGGAACAGAGCUCGUGCAUGGCCAAGAAGCUCAGUUGAUGCUAUGGCCGCACUUCUGGACGGACGAAAAGAGCGCCGAGUAUAGGCAUGUUGGGAAAUAUAGCACCAGGGGCUAUCUCAUGUACGACGCGAGAACCCUACUAGAGAAGUUUGGUGAUAAGCUAGAAAGCGUCGGAGCCUUGGAAUGGAAGGAAGAGUUUUGUGAUUUCAAGCCAAUCACUCUUGCUUGA
Molecule: messenger RNA, 588 nt
Organism: Penicillium expansum
Lineage: Eukaryota; Fungi; Ascomycota; Eurotiomycetes; Eurotiales; Aspergillaceae
Product: Dimeric alpha-beta barrel
Exons: 2
Coding region: 1-588 (195 amino acids)
Source: RefSeq, a predicted model, not a curated record